AUGGAUAGUGGUAGCGGUGAACAGCUUCAAAAUGCUUCAAUAUACAAAAAUAAAGAAGUGGUUGUCCGGGCGGGAUCUGACCCGGUUUUGACCCGAGACCACCGGGCCCUAUAUCACCUGAAAAGCCUGGAGAAGACCGGCCAGGUGUCCCCCUACUUCGGUGGAGUCCAGACAGACAUUCAGCCGGACAUGAGGAAGAUACUGACAGUGUGGAUGUUUCAGGUGUGUGAGGAGCAGAAAUGUGAGGAGGAGGUGUUUCCACUGUCAGUGCAUUACCUGGACUGUUACCUGAGCCGCCUCUAUGUUGAAAGAUCGAAUUUGCAGCUUUUAGGGAGUGUUUGCAUGUUCCUUGCCUCUAAAAUGAGAGAGACUGUCCCACUGACUGCCAGCAAGCUUUGCAUCUACACAGACAACUCAGUGUCAGUGUCUGACAUCCUGCGGUGGGAGGUGUCUGUGGUGUCAUGUUUAGACUGGUGUCUGGCCUCGGUGGUACCGUCUGACUUCCUGGAGCCAGUUCUUCUUUCUCUUUCUUCUAUUGAACCUCACCAUCUUCCAAACAUACGCAAGCUUGUUCACUCCUACAUUGCAUUGGCAGCCAUAGAUUGUAGGUUUUUAGAGUUUUUGCCCUCUACCAUUGCAUGUGCGUCGGUGAGCCUUGCCGUGCAGAAGUUGAAGUUAUUGGAUGUUGUCAGCUCUUCUGAAUCCGUGGUGACAUUUUUGUCCAAUCUAUUGGCAACUAAUCUGAACUCUGUCCUCCUCUGCUGUGAGCAGCUCAGGAGUGUGUUGGAGCUCAGCCUUCCCUCUUGUUUCCAGACCAGUGUUUGUGGAUCAGAAGACACAGGUCAGGGGUGAACUACACCCCCACUGACACUCAGGAUGUUGUGCUGACAUCAGCAACAUCGCCUUAGAAAAACAAGCUCUAGGACUUGUGUAUUGCUAGGAUGUAGUAAAAAAUAAGAAAUUACUAAAUGCCUAAAUUCCAUGAAAUGAUCUGUGUACAAGUACAUGUGG
Messenger RNA from Sphaeramia orbicularis (orbiculate cardinalfish), 1011 nucleotides. RefSeq names its product cyclin D3 (gene ccnd3). NCBI's taxonomy places the organism in Eukaryota, Metazoa, Chordata, Actinopteri, Kurtiformes, Apogonidae. The transcript is spliced from 5 exons. The record is from RefSeq and is a predicted model, not a curated record. The coding region runs from base 1 to 852 and encodes 283 amino acids.